CACGUGAUGUUCGAUUCGUGAGAUUGUUUUGCUCGUUCAGGAUCGUACUCAGCAGUUGUCAUCCAACUUGAGUUGGUUUCUGACAAGGUUUUUGUACAAUAGCCGACAAACGUUCUUGAAUCCGUUGUCUUUUGACAUGGAUGCCAUGCUGAGGAACGUUAUUCUCAUGGGAGUGAGCCUAAUGCUCAUUUUCACCGCCUUUCAAACCACCGGCAUAAUAGAGCAAACUGUGAUAUCGAGUGUGAAAACUGACGAUCCAUCGUUCAAUGGUGAUGGCUAUCUGAGUCUGGCAAUCAUCUAUGCGGCCUUUGCCACAGCAAAUUGGCUUGCCCCAUCCAUCCUGUCUUUGUCAGGUCCCAAGUAUGGUAUGAUCAUGGGGGCUAUACCUUACAUCAUAUUUGUGGGAUGCUUCUUGAAACCUACUACCUGGAGUCUCUAUCUGACUUCUGUUCUUGUUGGCAUUGGAGCGGCUGUACUCUGGACUGCACAGGGGAAUUACUUAACUCUCAACUCAAAUGAGACUACAAUGGGAAGAAAUAGUGGCAUCUUUUGGGCCAUCUUCCAGUGCAGCAUGCUGUUUGGGAACAUUUUUGUCUUCUAUGCUUUUGAUGGCCUGAGCUAUAUUGAAGAACACACAAGAAGAUUGGUAUUCCUGGUUUUGCUUGGUGUUUCUAUAGCAGGACUCCUCCUUGCAUUCCUUUUAGGGACUGUAUCACAUUCUGAUGCAAUUGCCAAUGAGGCUCCCCUACAGGCAUUGAAAGAAGCUCCCAAGCUCCUUGUAACCCAACAGAUGUUCCUCCUUUGCUUCACUUUCAUUUAUACAGGCUUGGAGUUGAGUUUCUUCAGUGGUGUCUAUAGUACAGCAAUUGGAUUCACUCUGGCCUUUGGUGAGAGAGCAAAAAGGCUGGUUGGACUCUCUGGUGUUUUCAUUGGUGUUGGAGAAAUCUUUGGGGGGUUACUGUUUGGCAUUCUUGGUAAGAAGACAACAAGAUAUGGUCGGGACCCAGUUGUUCUUCUGGGCUGCCUGGUUCACUUGGGGUGCUUUUACCUGAUCUUUCUGAAUCUCCCAGAUGACUCUCCCUUUGGCAAGACAUCACAUCUUGCUCCAAUUGAAAGCAGUACUCAUUGUGACAAUAAUUAUUUCCUUUUAUUUUUUUUUCUCUUCCAUCAUAGUGCAAAUCUGGCCAUGCUGUGUAGUUUUCUUCUGGGAUUUGGGGAUGCAUGCUUCAACACCCAAGUCAUUGCUCUUCUUGGGAUUCUCUAUUCGGAGAACAGUGCACCUGCCUUUGCCAUCUUCAAGUUCUUCCAGAGCUUGGCUGCAGCUGCCUGCUUUUUCUACAGUGGAAGCAUUGGGCUUCAUUAUCAGCUACUGAUUCUGGUUGUGACUGUCAUCGGAGGGACCUACUCUUUCUGGUGGGUGGACUGGACUCGUACUUCUCCCAGCUUGGAAAUUGACUCUGUGGAUGAUGAUGCUGGUACUGAUGUUGAUGCUCAGGGAGCUCAGUAAACUUUCUCAUUUUCUUUCUUAUGGGAUCUAGUCAUCAUUGGAAGAUCCAUGGGAUGGUCACAGUGCUGAAACAUGUAUCUUGUUUCCAUGCCUGAAACCAUCCUGAAUUCUGGAUGACUUGCAAGUGCAAAGGGCAAAUUGAACAGUUGUCAGAAAGGAUCAUUACCUGUGAUUUAUCACUUAAGCUGUAUUUAGCACUUAGACAAUGAAUGUAUUAUAUUUUUCUUCAUUUCAG
Molecule: messenger RNA, 1742 nt
Organism: Darwinula stevensoni
Lineage: Eukaryota; Metazoa; Arthropoda; Ostracoda; Podocopida; Darwinulidae
Source: the annotation of a GenBank genome assembly